Aphidius gifuensis is the source of this 516-nucleotide messenger RNA. RefSeq names its product ras-related protein Ral-a-like. The record is from RefSeq and is a predicted model, not a curated record. Gene Ontology annotation, cellular component: plasma membrane. The transcript is spliced from 3 exons. The coding region runs from base 1 to 288 and encodes 95 amino acids. Gene Ontology annotation, biological process: Ras protein signal transduction. Gene Ontology annotation, molecular function: GTP binding; GDP binding; GTPase activity. Lineage: Eukaryota; Metazoa; Arthropoda; Insecta; Hymenoptera; Braconidae.
AUGGAAGGAGAAAAACAAAUAUUGCGAGUUAAAAAUGAUGAAAAUAUACCAUUUUUAUUAGUUGGUAAUAAAAGUGAUCUUCAAGAAAAGAGAAAAGUUAGUUUAGCCGAGGCACAAUCAAGAUCACAACAAUGGGGUGUACCAUAUGUUGAGACAAGUGCUAAAACUAGAGAAAAUGUUGACAAGGUGUUUUUUGAUUUGAUGCGUGCUAUUGCAGCGCGAAAAGCACAAGAUAAUCAAAUUGAAGCUGAAAUAAAAACUAAAAAACGUUGUUGUAUAAUUCUUUAACAACAAUUUAUCAUCAACACUCAAUUUUAUAAUUUAUAAUUUAUUAAAAUAGAUAAAUAAAUAAUUACAAAACAAGUUCAUUACUACUACUACUAAUAAUAAUAAUACAAAGACAAGGAAAAAAAAAACGACAAGCAAAAUAGAUUUAAGAAAAUCAAAAUUCACUUUUAUUAUUAUUAUUAAUAUAUGUAUAUGUAUGUGUGUGUGUGUGUGUAUCUAAGAAAAAGA